CUUGAAAAAGACUAGUAUAUUUCGGGUAAGUUUCGUCAUUCUGUUCAUGUGUCAAAAUUAACAUUUGCUAAGAUGAAGAUAUAUUCUGAUCCAGGAAAUCAACAUACUCUAAAAGCAGUAGUUGCUGCUGCUUUAGCUAAUCUGAAGCUAGAGAUUCAAUUUACGAGUAUUACAGAUUCCAAGGUGCCAUACUUGAAGAGGGGCAAACUUCCAGUUCUUGAGAUAUCACCAAAUGAGUACAUCUUUUCAGCAAACAACAUCUGCAGGUAUAUCCUGUCCAACGGCUCUGAGCAAACUUGGGAGUUGAAAGUUGAGGAGUGGGUCGAGUGGGAGAGUACUCACUUACAGGCUUUGCUAGCCCCUUACUUAACUGCUGUCUUUGGAGGCGGAAAGAAGAAUGCAGAGCCAUUUAAGCUUCCAUUCUGCAAAUUAAAUGAUGUGCUGGCCAAUAAACAAUAUUUAGUGGGGACAAGCCUGACCGCAGCUGACAUUGUGGUAUGGUGUGCCCUGUACCCAGCCAUUACCGACAACCCAAGCCUUUGUGCUGACUACAAGCACCUUCAAUGCUGGUUCCAGGGCCUUGCAUCCCAAGAGAGCUUUCAGAAGGGUGUUGCUACCGUGACAUCAGGGAAGGGUGCAAGUGCCUUCAAGGAAGCCAUCUUGUCUCAGCAUGUCAAGGUUCCGCUGUCUGAUGCCGGUCGUGAGAGAGGACAACAGGCAGCUAUUAGUCAGGCUUCAGAUGGACAGGAUGAGAGCAAAAAGGACAUUCCACCUGAAGAGGUAGCUGCAGCCAAAGCAGCUUUCACCAGAGGAAGAAAGUCAUUACCUAAAUUGACCAAGAGAGUUCAUCCAGUACUACCUCAAUCUUCUGGGAAGAACAUCCUCAUUACCAGCGCUCUUCCGUAUGUGAACAAUGUACCUCACCUAGGAACCAUCAUAGGGUGCGUUCUCAGUGGGGAUGUCUUCUCAAGAUUCUGUCGUCUCCGGAACUACAACACCCUGUACAUCUGUGGUACAGAUGAGUAUGGGACUGCUACUGAAACCAAGGCACUAGAAGAAGGGUUGACUCCUCAACAGAUCUGUGACAAAUACCAUGCACUUCAUCGAGACAUCUACAAAUGGUUCAAUAUUGAUUUUGACCACUUUGGUAGAACCACCACCCAGAAGCAGACUGAGAUUGCUCAGGACAUCUUCCACCGUCUGCAUGCCGCUGGUCAUAUUCUAGAGGAUACGGUAGAACAGCUCCAGUGUCAGAAGUGCAACCGCUUUCUAGCUGAUCGCUUUGUUGAAGGAAUCUGUCCACUCUGUAGUUAUGAGGAUGCUAGAGGAGACCAGUGUGAUAAAUGUGGGAAGCUCAUCAAUGCAACAGACCUUAAAAAACCCAGAUGUAAAGUCUGCAGUAACACCCCUGUCAUUAAGACUUCCAGGCAUCUGUUCCUAGACCUUCCCAAGCUAGCACCAGCCCUCGAGGUGUUCUUACAGAAGUCUACAUCCGAAGGCAACUGGUCUGCCAAUGCUAAGCUCAUUACAAACUCAUGGGUGAGGGAUGGACUGAAGCCACGAUGUAUCACUCGUGAUCUCAAGUGGGGUACACCUGUUCCAUUGAAAGGAUACACAGAUAAGGUGUUCUAUGUAUGGUAUGAUGCUCCUAUUGGCUAUCCGUCCAUCACAGCAAAUUACACAGACCAGUGGGAGAAAUGGUGGAAAAACCCACAGCAGGUUCAACUGUACAACUUCAUGGCCAAAGACAAUGUGCCGUUCCAUAGUGUGAUAUUCCCGAGCUGUCUGAUUGGGGCUAAUGAUAACUACACCAUGGUCAAUCAUCUUAUAGCCACAGAAUACCUGAACUAUGAGGACACCAAGUUCUCCAAGAGCCGUGGUAUCGGUGUGUUUGGUGACAACGCUCAAUCGACGGGUAUCCCAGCAGACAUCUGGCGAUUCUAUCUCCUCUACAUCAGACCAGAGACCCAGGAUAGUGCCUUCAGCUGGGCUGACUUUGUCUGGAAGAAUAACAGUGAGCUUCUCAACAACCUGGGCAACUUCAUCAACAGAGGCUUAACAUUCCUGGAGAAUAGCUUUGACGGUGUGAUACCCGAGAUAAGAUUAGAGAGUGAAGAUGAGAGGCUGAUUGCUGAGAUCAACCGAGAACUCAAGAGCUACAUUGCAUUACAGGAGAAGGUCAAAAUCCGUGAUGCCUUGAAGCACAUCCUCAACAUAUCUCGUCUUGGUAAUCAACAUAUCCAAGCAUGCAAGCCAUGGGUGCUAGUCAAAGGCAAUCCUCAAGAAAAACUCAGAGCCGGUACUGUGAUUGGUCUGGCAGCAAACAUCUCGUGCCUCCUCUCAGUCAUCCUGCAACCAUUCAUGCCAGAGACUAGUGCUACCAUCCAAGCCCAGCUCCAGGCUCCUCCUGAAUGUUACGUGCUGGUGGAAGAAUUUGUUUGCUACCUCGACAAGGGUCACAAGAUAGGCAAGCCAAGUCCACUCUUCUCCAAGAUUGAACCAGCCCAAGCUGAAGAAUUCAAGAAGAGAUUUGCAGGCAAACAGCAAAAGGUUGAAAGUGCUGCAAAGCCUAGUGCAGCGGCCACCCCAGCCCCACCUACAUCAAACCCACCUACAAGCAACCAAGCCACUCCAGCAGGCCCUCAGGAGAUAGAGAGACUCACUGCACAAGUUACAGCUCAGGGAGAGAAAGUUCGUAAGGUGAAGGGUGAAAAGGCUGACAAGGCAGUAGUGGAUGCAGAGGUCAAGGCAUUGCUGGACUUGAAACGUCAGUUAGCCAUUGCAUCUGGUCUGGAUCCUGAUGCUGCGUCCAAGUCUAAGGGAAAGAGUAAAAAGAAAGGGGGCAAAAAGUAGAGGAUAUGGAAAGCAAGCUGAUUCAUAAGUGGAUAUUAUUCAUAUGCAACCAUGUCAGUUUUGAUAUCAGGAUAUGAUUACAAUGUUCUGAAAUAUCAGUAAUAAUUAUUUUUAAUUUCACACAGUCUACUUAAUAGCCAAUGGAAAUGAUGCUGGUUCUGUAUACGUAUACUAACAUGUAGAUAAUUUGUGAGAUAUUACUAUGUUUGCUUUAAAAAUUCAAAUAGUCAAGUUUCUAAUUUCUUAUAUCCCACCCGAUUGAUACAUCAUAUUGGAAGGUUGUAGUUUGUUUAUACUAUUUUGUCAAUUUGCCCCUUUUUAAUUUAAUUAUGAAACUUUGCCUUUUAGACAUUUAGACUUUAGUUUCUGUUCAGUUCUUCGAUAUUAGAAUCCAUAUUAUUUGAGAAAAAACAAUGAUAAAUGAUAAUAAUGAUCAUAAAUAAUUACUAUAAUUAUUAUGGUAAUGCUUAAUGCCACAAUCAUGUCUUCCAAUAGUCAUUAAACCAUUCAAUAUGUCAAAAACUACUUUCCAUCGUUGGGAAUCUGUUGUUCCGCAUGGGCAUGUUGGUAUGUCUUCGUAUUUUUGUGCUGUCCUAGAUUUAUAGAGCUGCUGCUCUUCAUCUCUUAAAUACCUGACACAUAUAGUUAAUGAAAGCCAAUGAAAGUUAACUCACAACAGUUCCAUUUUAUGUGUGUGAUAUCUUGCAAGUAAGGCUAUUAAUUACUCGGGUCAGCAUCUGGGUUCUGCUUUCAUAGGUGUAUU
Molecule: messenger RNA, 3616 nt
Organism: Strongylocentrotus purpuratus (purple sea urchin)
Lineage: Eukaryota; Metazoa; Echinodermata; Echinoidea; Camarodonta; Strongylocentrotidae
Product: methionine--tRNA ligase, cytoplasmic-like
Exons: 19
Coding region: 73-2853 (926 amino acids)
Biological process (GO): methionyl-tRNA aminoacylation
Cellular component (GO): cytosol; aminoacyl-tRNA synthetase multienzyme complex
Molecular function (GO): ATP binding; methionine-tRNA ligase activity
Source: RefSeq, a predicted model, not a curated record